Molecule: messenger RNA, 1876 nt
Organism: Sinocyclocheilus rhinocerous
Lineage: Eukaryota; Metazoa; Chordata; Actinopteri; Cypriniformes; Cyprinidae
Gene: uncx4.1
Product: Unc4.1 homeobox (C. elegans)
Exons: 3
Coding region: 248-1654 (468 amino acids)
Biological process (GO): regulation of DNA-templated transcription
Molecular function (GO): sequence-specific double-stranded DNA binding; DNA-binding transcription factor activity, RNA polymerase II-specific
Source: RefSeq, a predicted model, not a curated record
UUACCGUUCCUUAUUGGUCGCGAAUUCCCUAGCGCGAGAGCUAGUUAUUUGGACAAGAGGAGAGUUGAUGUUGACAAAGUAGGAGAGAGCAAAAACCUCGCGCGCCUGCCUCGGUCUCCUUAUUCCUAAAUCGGGAGCGCAAAGCAUGUCAACGCCGUACGUCCCUUCACGGCUGCUGCAUGCGCUCUGAGGGAAGAGUUGGAGUUCGUUUUGGCCAGACAAACGCUUCCCUGAUUCCGGAGAUGCAAUGAUGGAUAGCCGGAUCCUCGAGCAUCCUCAUGCCCAGUUUGGAGGCUCUUUGGGAGGCAUGGUUGGAUUGGGUUUCCCCUAUCAUCUCGGUCACCAUCAUGUUUACGAUAUCUCCGGACACCAGCUACAGUCGGCGGCCGCUGUACCUUUUUCUAUAGACGGAUUACUUAACGGAUCAUGCUCGGCGUCUGUUGCAAACUCCAACCCAUUGCUCGGAUCUGGUUGUGGUGUAAACGGGGAUAGUCAGUAUAAACUCAGCGAUGCCGGAGACCCUGACAAGGAAAGCCCUGGCUGUAAACGGAGGCGAACGCGUACAAAUUUUACGGGCUGGCAGCUGGAGGAACUAGAAAAAGCGUUCAACGAAAGCCAUUAUCCGGACGUGUUCAUGCGCGAGGCUCUCGCGCUACGUCUAGACCUUGUUGAGUCACGUGUUCAGGUGUGGUUUCAAAACCGGCGAGCUAAAUGGCGCAAAAAGGAGAACACGAAGAAAGGGCCCGGUCGACCGGCUCACAACUCUCACCCCACGACCUGCAGCGGCGAACCAAUGGACCCAGAGGAGAUCGCACGACGGGACUUGGAGCGCUUGGAAAAGAGGAAGCGAAAACAGGAACGCAAGCUGCUGAAAUCUCAGAACAAGCUCUUAGCAGGUGAGCUCUUCCACACACCCGGAUCUGACAGCGACAGUGGAGUAUCGCAGAGCACCGAUGGCGAAUCCACUCCGCACACCGGGCCUCAGCCUAGCGCGCACCGACAGCAAACAGAACAUAUGUGUGUCCAACAUCCACUCCACCAAAGAGCCGGUACAGUCAACGACACAGCGGAGCCCAUGGACUCCACGCGGAACUCUGCACUGUGCGCCGCGAACGGCAUCACACGCGCCUCCGCGCUCCAGAAACUCAACCCAUUUAGUGUGGAGAGUUUACUAGCCGACUCAAGUCCCAGGAGAAAAACUAUCCUGGAUUUCUCUCAGUUACCGCCGCAGCGACCACUGGUCGGUAAAGGCCAUUUCCUUCUGUAUCCCAUUACCCAGCCGCUGGGUUUCAUUGUGCCACAGACAGCGAUGAAACCGAGUCAGGAUUCAGGAAACUCGGGGCACAACUGUUCCACGACAGACACCUCAAACCAGAAAAAUAUCAGUCACUUGUGCAAAGACACCGGUGCCACAAACGACGAGCUGCAAAGAGAAAGCAAGAACUCUUCCAUGCAAACUUCAAACACAAGCUCAGAGAAAUGUUAUGCAGAAUCUAAUUCGCCACAAAAGGAGUUUGAAAACGACUCAGAGUCCACAGUCACAAACUCUAGCCAGAAAGCAAGCAUCUCUCCUAACCUGUCUGAAUAUUCCGACACGAAAACCCGCAGUUCUGCUGACACAGAUACAGAUGGAGAGGAUGUUGACAUGGACUGAAAUGUAAAUAGGCCAGAAGCCGUGGCGCCAAGUGACUUGUCACAAUCCCAAAGCUGAUAACCAUACGUUUUUGUAUACAAGACUGUUUGAAUUUCAUUUUUUUUAUACUUUUCAAAAACUGAUAUUCUUGAUUCAGGUGAACUGUCGGCUUAAAAUGUCUGUUCCAAUACUCUGCGAACUUGAAGGAAACAAGUUUGCUAUGAGCAGCAGGCAAGAACAACA